CAUCGCUCUCUCAUUUCCUUUCGAUUUGACAUUGUCGUUGACGCCACAACACCGACCGGGACCACAUAGGUGAUACAGAUAGCCGAUCGACGACGGACCAGACAUUGCCCAGCUUUGCCGCGGAACGCGUGCAGCGACCUCCUUAGACUUGCCUCUUAACUGGUGGCUCUUUCGCUUCUACACUACAAACUUGACAACUCCCUUCACAAACGGCCAACAUGUCGAAACCAUAUGACCAAGGCGCACCACCUCAAUACCCUCAGAACCCAGCGCCUGUUCACUACGACGCUGGUCCUGCUCCUGGAGGCAUGCAACCGUCAUACUACAACCAAGGUGGCGGUGCCCCUGAUUACUACGGCGGAAGCCCGAACCCUUAUCAGCAAGGCCAACCAGGUCCGUACGGCCCGCCACAGGGCCAGUACGGUCCUCCUCAAGGACAGUACGGUGGGCAGCAGAUGCAAUACCAACAGGGACCGCCUCCACCAGGUGGAUAUUACCAGGACGACAGGAGGCAUGAUGGUGGCGGAGGUGGCGGACUCCUUACUGGAUUGUGCGCGGGUCUGGCGUGUUGUUGUUGUUUGGACUGCUUGUUCUAGGCCUGAGGCCAUGAGGGCUCAGCACUAAGAACAAGAGUAUUGGAGUGAGGCAGCAGACUGGCCCAAGGCAUUCGGGCAGGUCAGAAAUGCCGGGCGCAUGACGGACGUGAUUGCAUAUGCGCAUGGGCGUCGGGAAGAAGGGGCGGAGACUGGAAGCUUUGUUUUGUUCCGAUGGUAAUCUAUCCGCGACACGAUGCCGUGCGGCAAUCGCGUAGUCUAAUAAUCAUACGACUCCCCAGAUGCGACGAGGCUGCUGGCGGUAUUGUGAUAUACAUUGCAUCAUGAAUGUGCUACAAGAGCAGGAGGUCAGCCUCUCUAUCCAAAACCAGCCUGGUCGUGUCCAGCCACAGGGCGUGUCGCUU
Messenger RNA from Bipolaris maydis ATCC 48331, 958 nucleotides. RefSeq lists its product as uncharacterized. The record is from RefSeq and is a predicted model, not a curated record. NCBI's taxonomy places the organism in Eukaryota, Fungi, Ascomycota, Dothideomycetes, Pleosporales, Pleosporaceae.